Molecule: messenger RNA, 3283 nt
Organism: Sardina pilchardus (European sardine)
Lineage: Eukaryota; Metazoa; Chordata; Actinopteri; Clupeiformes; Clupeidae
Product: tether containing UBX domain for GLUT4-like
Exons: 11
Coding region: 155-1297 (380 amino acids)
Biological process (GO): glucose homeostasis; intracellular protein transport
Cellular component (GO): vesicle membrane; cytoplasm; nucleus
Molecular function (GO): protein binding
Source: RefSeq, a predicted model, not a curated record
CCAGGUUCUACUCAUUUCACUACCGGCUGCAUUUCUUUUCAGCACCAAGCUGCUGUUUAACAAACCAAGCUAGAGCUUUGAAUGUUGAUGGCACAAGGUUACAGUCACGGCAUUAAAGUCUGCCUUGCCUGGGCUGUUCCAUGUCCAGUAAAUUAUGGGACCUAAGAAAGGCCGGCGUAACCUGAAACGACCUAAGACAGCAGAAGUAGCAACGAGACCCAAAGGACCCGCAGACGACCCCGAGGCUGGACCCACAGAAGCUCAGUCCAGCAGCAGUGGCACGGCCGGCUCUUUCCAGCCCUUCUCGGGAGCAGGACACAGGCUCGGAGAGGGACGUGGACCCUCCCAGAGCCUCCCAGCGCACAGAUGGAAAUACAGUGUGAGGCCAGCUGCUAGCUAUCUCCUGUUCCCUGAGCCCCAGACCAAACGGCCCCGCAUCAGUGAGGGCACACAGGGGUCAAAUAAUGCAAAACAAGUGAAAUAUGGUGCUGAAAUGACAUCUGAAUUUCUGGAGCCGGUGGACCGGAUGCCGCUGGUUUAUCACAUGGACGCCAGAGGUGACCAGAGCAUAGAUGCUGGAGAGGAGGACCUCCCUGAAGACUUCUUUCAGGUGACAGCAGAGGACAUCAAGAAACGUUACGCUCAACUCCAGACAGACAGGAGAGUGUUAGAGGAGGCCCCCCUGCUCACGUCUGCGCUGAGAGAGGAUCACGUGAUCAAACAGAUGCAGCGCCACCCAAAGGUGGUUAUCAGAGUGUGCUUUCCUGACAGACAUGUUUUGCAGGGGCUCUUCCGUCCAUUGGAGACAGUUAGCAACCUGAGGCAGUUUGUGAGGAAUCAUCUUGUUGACCCUCAGAUCCAGUUUACCCUCUACGGCGCUCCGGGCACCCUGAGGAUGGACGACCCCGGCGCUACGCUCCACGAGGCAAAUCUGUUCCCAACCGCUCUGCUCUACUUCUCCUCCUCUGGUUCACAAUCAGGUAGUUCCCUGCAUCCACGCCAUUUGAGUUCCACGGUCUCAGUUGCAGAGGCAAAUGUGGCUGCAAAAAGCUGCGAGCCGAGGUCACACACCUCAUCACACACCUCACUUGUUCCGGAAGGGUCUUUUCCGCUCCCCGCGGCUCCGGAGGCGUCGACCAAUCGGCAGAGGCCGGCGGCAGACAGCCGGAGGCCUCAGAAGAUCUCGUCUCGCCCCACACGCCAGCGCUCCGACCCCCCUGCGGGGACGCGCCCCAGGCCAGUGGGCACGGCGGACCAGCGCAUACCCAAGUGGCUCAAGCUGCCAGGAAAAAAAUGAAGAUUUGUUCUUGAAAAAAAAGUGGCUUUCUCUGUAGGAGCGGAACACUUUCUUCUUCAGAAAUUCAAAUGAGCUUUGUUCUUUCUGCCACUCACACGUCUCCCCUUUCAACUGAUUGGAAGGAUUUGGAGUCUAUAAAUUAGCCAUACAACUAGUCCCAGCGCAUUUUUAACUGGUUCCAAAAACAGUCAUAAUGGGUAACACAUUGGUUUUAUAUUCAUCUUAAGUCAGUGGAUGACCCACAAGAUUACCUACUUCUUAAUGUGUCGUUCAUUCUAAUGUAGCAAGUAAAUACUCAACAGAGAGAACUUCCAAACAACUUCAUCAACAAGAGGCUGGAAAUGAAGUCUCUUCACAAGUGAACCUGCUACAAUGUGAAUUAGCCAAAUUACACAAAUACUAAAAGGAAAUGUCACAGAAGGAAAGCUCUGGAAAUCAGCUAGUAAUCCUUUUGAUAUAGGGGUAUUGUUUUUGUUUUAUUUUAUUAAUUUUGCAUAGUAAGUUAAUAAUACAGUUUUUAUAGUUACAGUUUUCAUUUUAGAUCUGUCAAUAAUUCAGUGUAGGAAUCUAUAGGAACAGUUUUGUUCUGAAAGAUGGAUCUUUGACAGCUCAGGAGGGCUAGAUGUGAAUUAUUGCUUCAGUGAAAUGUUAGUUUCACCAGUUAUUUCUCUUAAACUCUCAGAGAAGAAAUCAUUUAAGAGAAAUAUGAGAAAGCACUUAGUUGUGAAAAUUUGCUAUAACUGACAGAAAAAAGCAGUUCAGGCCAUAGGCAAGUUAAAUGCACUUUAUUGUUAACUCUUUUUUUCCUCGACCACAAACACCAAGGUUGUCUUGAGAGUGAACAAAGGAUUGAAAUGUCUAAAUAUUUCCAAGCAUGAUUUGUAACCCCUUUGAGAUGUCUUUCUGGGGUGAAAUUUAGGCUACUACACUAGGUGUAAUCCCAAAUCUCACUUAAAAUGGCAUUGGAGACGAAGGAGAUAAAGUUUCCUUUUCUUAUUCUGGGAAUUUCCUCAAGUCAUUUAGCUUUUUAAGGUUCUGCAUUCACUUGGGUUCAGCAUAUUAGAAAUAAGCAUAAAUAUAAACAAGUAUCUGCCAUACAACAAAGUCAAUAAUUACAGCCAACGACGGAGAACCAGUUUCAUUUUGACCACUGUAGUGAAUAACAAAAAGCACAUGUAGCCUACAUGCCAUGCUAUGCCAUGGGUUGUAUAACCCAGACAUGUGCAUUUUGUCUUUGAUCAUAACCAGACAACAAAGUGUCAUACAUAAUUCCCACAGUCCUUUGAGAGACAGAAGGAUGCGUAGAUCAAGGCCUAUUGAGGCUUUGGUCAAUACAAACAUAAGCGACAGGUGUCAAAAUCAGUUACUGAGGAACUUGCACACACUUCACUACAAUUUCUAUGAUUAGUACCUUUUCUGUUCCGAUGUUUCACACCAGCACACACUCACAUACACACUCAUUCUCUCUCUCACACACUCAUACACACACACACACCCAAUGGCAGCUGCCGCCAUCAGUGACUUAUGAGCACGUCUGUCCAAAACAAGCUGGCGGAUUGGAGCCGGAUCAGUCUGCAUCUUGAAGGGGAACACUCUGUGCAGCGAGAUUGCUCCAGACCGUCUGGGCUGCCUGUCGACACCCCCCUUCUUUAAUGUCGGAUCAAGAGGAGCUCAAAGCCAUUACUCUCCCCACUCCGUGCCUAACCGCUUUCACAUGUCUCAUAUCCACCCCUUCACAUGUCACUUGUUCCACUGAGAGACACAGGGAGCAGUGGCCUCGUCUAAGAUUGCCUCCACCACGGCCUGGUGACAAUGUCUUUGCAUACUAUGACAACCAAUAAAGUGGACUGAAAUGGAAUCAGUCCGGGCCUGCUCUGAAAUCCAACACGAGCAAUAAUUAAAGAGGAUGUUUGCUUUCAUUAUUAGGGAAAUUCUUUAAACCACAUUUUUUUUUUAAAGGAAAAAUAAAUAAAUAAUAAAAAGAAA